UUUCUUCGGACGACAAGGCGGGACGCAUGACGUCACAAAGUGGAAACAACAAACUUCCCAGCACGUGUGGACGCGGUGCAUUGUACAGAAAACCUCAGCACCGAGGAACAGGGGACACAAAGGUGAAUCUCCGCUUUUCUCCAUCUUUACCCAUUGAGACUUCACAUCAGGACAACCCACAACAGACACCGCAUGGUGAAAAUAUGAAGAAAUCAACAUUUGGGUCAGAGACUUUGAAAAGAUCCUUUUUGCAGAUAAGUUCUCAUCCGUUUUUUUUUUUCAUUAGUAACAAUCCACAACGGGUGAAUAGUGCAAAUCCAGAAGCUGUGCAUGUCUGUCAAGAGCAAAAGAGAAGUUUGAAAUGCCAAACUAGAGACAACGGCAGUCAGCAGAACCAUACAAGUCAAAGAAUCUAUGGCUGUUCUGAAUGUGGAAAACAAUUUUCAAAGAAACAGUAUCUUGAAAAACACACAGUAAUUCAUACUGGCGAGAAACGCUAUGGCUGUUCUGAAUGUGGGAGAUGCUUUACAACAAGAACACAUCUUAAGAGACACACACUCAUUCAUACUGGAGAGAAACGCUAUUGCUGUUCUGAAUGUGGCAAACGAUUCGCCAGAAGUGGAGGACUUAAGAGCCACAAGAGAACUCACACUGGGGAAAAGCCUCACUGUUGUUCCAAGUGUGGUAAAUAUUUCUCAAGAGACAGCAGUCUUGAGGAACAGAAAAGAAUUCAUACUUGUGAAAAACCCCAUUCCUGCUCUGAAUGUGGGAAAGGAUUUGCAAGAAGUACACACCUUAAGGUCCACACACGAACUCAUACUGGCGAAAAACCCUACUGCUGUGCUGUAUGUGGGAAAGGAUUUGUAAAACGAGAGGGUCUCAAAAACCAUGAGAGAAUUCAUACUGGAGAAAAACCUUAUGGCUGUUCUGAAUGUGGGAAAGGAUUUUCAAGAAAACAGCAUGUUAAGAUCCACAUGAGACAGCAUACUGGGGAGCAGCCAUAUGGCUGUUUGGAAUGUGGCAGGAGAUUCUCAGAAAACAGACAGCUUAAGAAGCACAUGGAAAAACACAAUGGGGGGAUGUCUUGAAGGAGUAAGAUGGAGGGUGAAGAAGAAGAGAAUGAAGGAAGAAGUGAAAUAUUGCCUCUCCAAACUACUCUAGUUUUGACGAGUACCUUCAUGUGGUAGGCUGCAUUAUACAGUAUAUCUAUGGAAUCUCUUCAAGACGAAACUACUCGUGUAGUAUGAGGACCCAAUAAAGUCAUUCAUACUGAUUACUGGCUUCAUGAUUUUAACUUUGACACAGCACAU
This is a messenger RNA of Polypterus senegalus (gray bichir), 1310 nucleotides long. RefSeq names its product gastrula zinc finger protein XlCGF17.1-like. The record is from RefSeq and is a predicted model, not a curated record. The coding region runs from base 27 to 1088 and encodes 353 amino acids. NCBI's taxonomy places the organism in Eukaryota, Metazoa, Chordata, Cladistia, Polypteriformes, Polypteridae. Gene Ontology annotation, biological process: negative regulation of transcription by RNA polymerase II; regulation of cytokine production; regulation of immune system process. The transcript is spliced from 2 exons.